UGGGCGAGUGGGCGCCUGGGCGGCGGGAAUAUAUAUGUCUUCUGUUUUUCAAUGGUUGCAUAGAAAUUUAAAUCCGAGGAAAGGGCGAGGUGUGUUAGUGAGUAUCAGUGCUCUGAGCCGAGGAUGUAGGAGCCGACGCCUUUCCUCACUCACUGGAAGGGAGAAAUGGGAGGACCCAGUGGUGCCCAUUAACUCAAAGCUUUUCUCAGUCUUUGCAAUGACUACGCUUUGGAAAGAUAUUUUGCAAAAUGUGCAGCUCAUUCAAUAUGUGGCUCCCAUUGCAAUAGAUGUAGCACUACUUGAAGGUGUUCUAAUGAGGACUAAAGAUGACCCCAAUGCUUCUGAUGUUGUGAAUUUUGCACCUUUUACACUGUUCCCAUCUCCAGUACCAAAAAGUCUGCUUGAACAAGCCUAUUCCAUUCAACAAGAUUUUAACCUACUAGUGGAUAAAGUUAGCCAGGAUACAGAAUUUCUAGAAGUCACUCUUGCCAGUAUCCUUAAAGUGGAUGAUUUUACAGCUCAACUGUUUAAAAUUUAUAAGCAGGUUUUGGAUGAAGGAAUUGCUCAGUCAUUGGUUUUAGGAAUCAAUCGCUCUGAUUACAUGUUUGACUAUGGUGCAGAUGGUUCUCCAGCUCUAAAACAAGUGGAGAUAAAUACCAUUGCUGCAAGCUUUGGAGGCCUCACAUCUCGAACCACUACAGUACACCGGCAUGUGCUGAAUGUUUUGGGGAAAUCAAAGGAAGCCUCAAAAUUGCUUUCCAAUAAUCCAUCGAAAGGAAUUGCUAUGGGCAUUGCAAGAGCUUGGGAACUCUACGGCUCAGAUAGAGCAGUGGUGAUGUUUCUGGUUGAAGAGGCUCAGAGAAAUAUUUUUGACCAACGUUGUAUAGAAAAUGAACUAUGGAUAAGGAAUAUCAAGGUGAUCCGAAAAAGUUUUAAAGAUGUGUUUGAAAAAGCAUCUUUGGACAGUGAAAAGAAACUGUAUAUAGAUGGGGAGGAAGUAGCAGUGGUAUAUUACAGAGAAGGCUAUAUGCCAAGAAGUUAUAAUGAACAGAACUGGGAGGCACGGUUAUUGCUGGAAAAGUCCAGAGCAGUUAAGUGUCCUGAUAUAGCUACACAGCUUGUUGGAACCAAAAAAGUUCAGCAGGAGCUCAGCCGACCAGGAGUCCUGGAAAGAUUCUUGCCAAAUGAACCAGAAGCAGUGGCUCGAUUGAGAGCAACAUUCACAGGUCUCUACUCCUUGGAAAUGGAUGAAGAGGGUGAUAAGAUGGUUGCCAUUGCUAUUGCUGACCCAGACCGAUUUGUGUUAAAACCACAAAGGGAAGGAGGAGGGAAUAAUCUCUAUGGAGAUGAGCUUAAGCAAGUUCUGGAGAAAAUUAAGGACAGUUCUGAGAGGACUUCUUAUAUUCUCAUGGAUAAGAUAAAGGCUCCCCCAACACUAAAUUACUUAUUGAGGGCUCAUUGUCCACUGAAAAUAUCAGAAUGUGUGUCUGAAUUGGGAAUCUUUGGAGUCUAUAUCAGACAUGGUCAAAAGUUUGUGAUGAACAAGCAUGUGGGUCAUCUCUUGAGAACAAAGGCUAUGGAACAUGCAGAUGGUGGAGUAGCAGCUGGUGUAGCUGUCUUGGAUACUCCCUAUGUGAUAUAAAAAAAGGACACAUUUUUAAGGCACAAUUGCCAAAUAGCAGACUUCGUAAUCAGACUUAUAACAAUUCUUUAAUAAUUUGCAGUCCUAUCAGAAAAUAGAGGACUCUAAAUUACCUACACUGAAAUUUUCUGCAAUAUUCUGUCAAAGAUGCACCUCACGGACUUAAUGUGUUUUAAACAAUCAUGGUCAACUCGCUGAUAAACGUCUCCUAAAAGAGCAUGUGGAUUGCUGAUAGCAGAAAAUAUUCUUAAUAACUUUCUACAUAUUCAAGAUGUAAUUCUAUUUUUCUCAAAGUAGCAUUAAGGAAUUAAAUUCUUCCAGAAUACAGACUUUUGGAAAACUUCCUAUUUCUGUCUGAAAAUGACCUGAGAACAAAUAAUUGUGUAUUCAAGUUGGUUUUUAUGGUGCUUUUGAUAAGCUCCUUUGAAAGAUGCACAAAUACUAGCAUUGGGUAAAGGGACAUAAUAAAAAGCAUAACAUCG
Ahaetulla prasina is the source of this 2124-nucleotide messenger RNA. RefSeq names its product glutathione synthetase (gene GSS). Gene Ontology annotation, cellular component: cytosol. Gene Ontology annotation, molecular function: glutathione synthase activity; glutathione binding; ATP binding. Lineage: Eukaryota; Metazoa; Chordata; Lepidosauria; Squamata; Colubridae. Gene Ontology annotation, biological process: glutathione biosynthetic process. The coding region runs from base 35 to 1642 and encodes 535 amino acids. The record is from RefSeq and is a predicted model, not a curated record. The transcript has 13 exons.